AUUAUCGGUUAAUCCCGAAGGAUUCCUUUAUAAUCUCUUCCAAUUUUUCAGCCUAAUAUCAAAUGGGCUGUAAGUACACAACUUAGUUUUCUUUCUAUGCAAACAAUACCAACAAUUCUCCUCCACUUGGGUUCUCGGGGAUGAACUGUUGAUUUUCGAGUGACUUUCUGUGUAAACUAGCUUAGUCUUUGUGUUAGUAUAUAACUGAUUUUUGGGUUAGCUUCUGUUCUUGAAGCAACAAUGGCUGGUGGAGGAUUUACAGAUACAGGAAACCUUAAAAGGGCUCAUCUUUAUGAGUAUAGAAUAACAGGUUACUUCAUUUUCGCUUGCGUUAUUGCAGCUUCAGGUGGAUCCCUUUUUGGUUACGAUCUCGGUGUUUCAGGUGGAGUCACUUCUAUGGAUGACUUCUUGAAGGAGUUCUUCCCAACUGUGUAUGAAAAGAAGCAUGCACAUCUUCACGAGACAGAUUACUGUAAAUAUGAUAACCAAAUCCUCACAUUGUUUACUUCCUCACUGUACUUUGCAGCCCUUUUUACCACCUUCGGAGCCUCAUAUGUAACCAGAACUAGAGGCCGGAGAGCUAGCAUUCUCGUCGGAUCCACCAGCUUCUUCAUCGGAGCACUCGUCAAUGCAUUUGCAAAAAAUAUAGCCAUGUUGAUCAUCGGACGAUGCUUUCUUGGUGCAGGAAUUGGAUUUGGCAACCAGGCUGUUCCCUUGUAUCUUUCAGAAAUGGCUCCGGCGAAAAUCCGAGGAGCAAUUAACCAGCUGUUUCAACUAACGACGUGUUUGGGAAUCCUGGUUGCAAACUUUAUAAAUUAUGGAACUGAAAAGAUUCAUCCAUGGGGAUGGAGAUUAUCUCUUGGUUUAGCAACUCUUCCUGCAACUAUAAUGUUCGUUGGUGGAAUUUUCCUUCCUGAGACCCCAAACAGUCUUAUAGAACAAGGCAAGCUAGAAGAAGGAAGAAAAAUCCUGGAGAAAGUUAGAGGAACCACACAAGUUGAUGCUGAGUUUGAUGAUCUUGUGGAUGCAAGUAAUGCAGCAAGAGACAUUAAGCAUCCUUUCAAGAAUCUUCUUAAACGCAAGAAUCGUCCACAGCUGGUGAUUGGAGCUUUGGGGAUUCCAGCAUUCCAACAACUCACUGGGAAUAAUUCUAUACUUUUCUAUGCUCCUGUCAUUUUUCAGAGCUUGGGUUUCAGCAAUGAUGCAGCUUUGUAUUCAGCUGUUAUAACCAAUGCAGCACUUGUUGUUGGUGCUCUAAUCUCCAUGGCUUUCGUCGACAAAUUUGGCAGAAGAGCUUUCUUUUUGGAAGCUGGGGUUGAGAUGUUCAUCGUCAUGGUUGCUGUGGGCAUAACUUUGGCCUUGAAAUUUGGAGAUGGGAAACCAAUUUCCAAAGGAACUGGUGUCUUCCUUGUGGUUGUGAUUUGUUUGUUUGUGUUGGCUUACGGGCGGUCCUGGGGGCCUCUUGGGUGGCUAGUUCCGAGCGAGAUCUUCCCCUUGGAGGCACGAUCGGCUGGGCAGAGCAUUGUGGUCUGCGUUAACAUGAUCUUCACUGCCUUGGUUGCGCAGUGCUUCCUGGUUUCUCUUUGCCACCUUAAAUAUGGAAUUUUCUUGCUGUUUGCUGGGUUGAUUUUUAUCAUGAGUGCCUUUGUCUUCUUCCUCUUGCCUGAAACGAAGCAAGUACCCAUUGAAGAGGUUUAUCUUCUCUGGCAAAAUCACUGGUUCUGGAAGAAAAUAGUGUCAGAACAAGGCAAGUUGGAAUUACAUGUUUAAUUAUCUUCUGAAAAGAGGAAACGCAUGUUGCUCUGUUUCAUUUCUAGGAAUUGUUCUGUUUAUGUAUCCUGCUUUCUCAUUAAUGAUAAUUUUAAAUUUU
Messenger RNA from Manihot esculenta (cassava), 1870 nucleotides. Its product is annotated as sugar transport protein 14. Gene Ontology annotation, cellular component: membrane. The record is from RefSeq and is a predicted model, not a curated record. Lineage: Eukaryota; Viridiplantae; Streptophyta; Magnoliopsida; Malpighiales; Euphorbiaceae. Gene Ontology annotation, molecular function: monosaccharide transmembrane transporter activity. Gene Ontology annotation, biological process: monosaccharide transmembrane transport. The coding region runs from base 241 to 1770 and encodes 509 amino acids. The transcript has 4 exons.